AUGGGCUCCCUAUCCCGGCAUUGGCGACAACCGCCCGGGGUCCGGCGCAAUGAACAGGGGGAGGAUGCAUCCGAGAACGAGGAGGUGGAGGACGAUGAGGUGGAGGACGAUGAGGAAGUGGAGGACAUCGAGGAGAUGGAGAACGAUAAGGAAGUGGAAGACGGUGAAUCGGACGAUGGUGAUUUGGAAGAGGACGGGCCCUCUGAAAAUGAGGCUUCAGGCGACGAGGAAUCUGAGAAUGAGCUGCUGGAAGGAUUACCUGAGCCAACAACCGCCAAGGAAGUCGCCUUCACGGCGAUUGUUUCGGUGCUCUUCAUCACAAGCCUCAGGAAUGGCGCAGUACGUCCUGACAAGAUUGCCAUCGAUCAAGCUGGCCGUCUCUACAACAAAAAGCACCCUUCCCCCUUCGCCUCCCAUAUCGGCAACUACCGCGAAGAGUUUCUCCGCAUGGUCGACAAAUUGAGCAAUAAGUUGGAAAGUGCGCACAUGAAAAGAACCAUCGAAAAGGCGUUUGUCGAGUUCAUUUGGGACCUGAUCGACACGGGCUCGACUAGCCUGAAGCGGUGGAACAAGUUGAAAGACAUGGAUGUGCUCGGCAAUGGAACGGAGUUGGUGCUUCCGGACAAUCUUGACAACUACACUGAAAAGCUGGGAGCCUACAUCACGAGCUACCAAUGGUGCUUAGGGAUGACAUUGCAGCUGAAGGAUCGCUUGGUGGUGGCCAUCGACCAGCUGCGUCACGGCCUCUACGAAGCAAUGACGAUGCAGGCACAUAUUUGCUGGUGGACUCUUCGGACACAGGGACCGGAGAUCUGCUAG
Molecule: messenger RNA, 819 nt
Organism: Parathielavia appendiculata
Lineage: Eukaryota; Fungi; Ascomycota; Sordariomycetes; Sordariales; Chaetomiaceae
Exons: 5
Coding region: 1-819 (272 amino acids)
Source: RefSeq, a predicted model, not a curated record